GCAGCACUGGCGGCAACAGCUGUUUUCUGCCGGUUGUUUUAUAACAAUUUCCCUUGCACUUUCUUCGUUUGUUUUUCCGUCUGGUUUUCCAUAAUUAAAAUGUCUCUUUUAAUGCAAAGAGUGGCGAGAAUAACUCGUCAGAUCGCCCGUCCAUUGGCCGCCUCCCGCCACUUUGCUUCAGAGGUACCUGUCGGCGAUGGAGAUGAAGUUCUGGUGGAACGAUUGGAGGGAGCUCGCAAGGGAAUCUCGGUCAUUGGCCUUAACAGGCCGGCAGCCAAGAAUUCCUUCAGUCGGGGCAUGGUGGAGACCUUCACGGAGGUUCUGGACGAGAUCAAGAAGGAUAACGGAUCGAGGGUCGUCGUGCUGAGGAGUCUGACCCCGGGAAUCUUUUGUGCCGGCGCUGACUUAAAGGAGCGCAAGGGCAUGACUCCCGAAGAGGCCACCGAGUUCGUCAAGGAGCUCCGCAGCCUGCUGAUCAGCAUUGAGCAACUGCCGAUGCCCGUUAUUGCCGCCUUGGACGGUGCCGCUCUGGGUGGUGGGCUGGAAAUGGCACUGGCCUGUGACAUCCGUACCGCCGCUUCCAACACCAAAAUGGGUCUCGUGGAGACUCGACUGGCCAUCAUCCCCGGCGCCGGUGGCACUCAGAGGCUGCCUCGCAUCCUGUCGCCCGCCCUGGCCAAGGAACUGAUCUUCACGGCCCGCGUUUUCGAUGGAACCGAGGCCAAGGAUCUGGGCCUCGUCAAUCAUGUAGUGCAGCAGAACGAGACCAAGGACGCGGCCUACCAGCAGGCCCUCAAGCUGGCCGAGGAGAUUCUGCCCAACGGACCGGUGGGCGUGCGUAUGGCUAAGCUGGCCAUUGACAAGGGCAUGCAGGUGGACCUGGCCACGGGUUACUCCAUCGAGGAAAUCUGCUACUCCCAGGUGAUACCCACCAAGGACCGACUGGAGGGACUGGCCGCCUUUGCGGAGAAGCGCAAGCCCGUCUACCAGGGCGAGUAAAGGGACCGAUUCGGAGACCACUUCUAACUUUAAGCUGAAAAGUGCAUUUAUUAUUUUAUCCGCUACUCUUUGUAGAAUCCAAAAAGCCCAAGGCAAGCUCUGUUCUAUUGUUUUCACAAUAUAUAAAGCACUCGAUUGUAUCGAACUGCCAAAUAACUUGAA
Molecule: messenger RNA, 1161 nt
Organism: Drosophila kikkawai
Lineage: Eukaryota; Metazoa; Arthropoda; Insecta; Diptera; Drosophilidae
Product: methylglutaconyl-CoA hydratase, mitochondrial
Biological process (GO): fatty acid beta-oxidation
Cellular component (GO): mitochondrion
Molecular function (GO): catalytic activity
Source: RefSeq, a predicted model, not a curated record